AUGUCAAAUUCAAGAUACUCUCAGAUCGAAUCAAACAAUGACAAUAAAUUAGAAGGAUUAGCCAAUAAGCUAGCCACGUUCAGGAAUAUAAAUCAAGAGAUCGGAGACCGAGCGGUUUCGGACAGCACAGUCAUAAACCAAAUGACAGAUUCGCUUGGGUCAAUGUUUACCGACCUUAAAAACUCUUCCUCAAGGUUAACUCGAUCAUUGAAGGCUGGUAAUGGUAUAUGGAGAAUGGUGGGUUUGGCGUUGUUAAUAUUCUUCAUUCUUUAUACUCUGUUUAAGUUGUUUUAA
Molecule: messenger RNA, 294 nt
Organism: Saccharomyces mikatae IFO 1815
Lineage: Eukaryota; Fungi; Ascomycota; Saccharomycetes; Saccharomycetales; Saccharomycetaceae
Gene: SFT1
Product: Sft1p
Exons: 2
Coding region: 1-294 (97 amino acids)
Biological process (GO): intra-Golgi vesicle-mediated transport
Source: RefSeq, a predicted model, not a curated record